Callorhinchus milii (elephant shark) is the source of this 1469-nucleotide messenger RNA. RefSeq names its product 2,3-bisphosphoglycerate mutase (gene bpgm). The transcript is spliced from 3 exons. Gene Ontology annotation, molecular function: intramolecular phosphotransferase activity. Gene Ontology annotation, biological process: glycolytic process. Bases 166 to 1005 code for a protein of 279 amino acids. Lineage: Eukaryota; Metazoa; Chordata; Chondrichthyes; Chimaeriformes; Callorhinchidae. The record is from RefSeq and is a predicted model, not a curated record.
CGGUCGGACAGGAAGUGAAGCGCGGCCGCUGAUUGGUCAGAGCGGGAGCGAUUGUUCGGCAAUAAUACAUUGUAGCGGCGGUGUCCGGAGAGAGAGAGAGAGAGAGAAGGGGUUGUUCAAACCUGUAAGUGAAGUGUGUGUGUGUAUGUGUAUAUAUUGCUCACAAUGACAACAUUCAAGUUGGUUAUGCUGAGGCAUGGCGAAGGAACCUGGACUAAGCAGAACCGCUUUUGUAGCUGGGUUGAUCAGAAACUGACUGAGGAAGGCAUAAAAGAAGCCCGGAAGUGUGGGCAACUCUUAAAAGAAGCUGGAUUUCAGUUUGAUAUUGUGUUCACAUCUCUUCUGAGCCGAUCUAUUCAAACAGCGUGGUUUAUUCUGCAAGAAAUGAACCAGGAAUGGGUUCCAAUGGAGAGCUCUUGGCGGCUUAACGAACGCCAUUACGGGGCAUUAAUAGGUCUCAAUCGCAAGGAACUCGCUUUAAACCAUGGAGAAGAGAAGGUGAGGCUUUGGAGGAGAAGUUUCGAUCUCACCCCUCCUCCUAUUAAAGAAUCGCAUCCAUACUUCAAGGAAAUCUACAAAGAUCGCAGAUACAAUAAUUGUGACAUCCCGAAGGACAAACUGCCCACGGCCGAGAGCUUGAAAGAUGUCCUCUUCAGGCUGCUGCCCUAUUGGGACCAAGUAAUUGCACCAGAAGUGAAGAAAGGGAAAUCGGUUCUAAUCUCUGCCCAUGGGAACAGUACCAGGGCUCUGCUCAAACAUCUGGAAGGUAUCCAAGAUGAUCAGAUAAUCAGUGUGACUAUGCCUACCUGCGUGCCAUUGCUCUUGGAGUUAGAUGAAAACCUUAGGGCUGUUAAACCACAUAUAUUUCUGGGAGAUCAACAAACCAUCCAGGAGGCCAUCAAAAAAGUGGAUGACCAGAGCAGAAUCAACAUCCAAAACACAGAUACCUUUCCAGAUCCGCCCACAAACAUCAAGCCUGGGAGCACUGAAGAAAGUGAAAAAUAAUUAAGAAUUAUUAGAGAAUAUUUAAUGAAAAAUGUAUUUCCUAUUUGAAUUUGCUGUGGCUUGCCAGAAUAACCUAAAUAUAAUGGCUGUAAAAGUAUGUUUGACUCUGCACUCCAGGUCUUCAAUAAUUUGUCAAUGAUAUAAAUUCACUUACAGCAUAGUAAUGUCUCCACACACUGCACUUUAACUAUAAUGUUUACUUGCUUAUGUAGAAGAUUCAGAUUGUUUCACAAUGGGGUCUCUGUUACAAUAGAAAAUAAUUGAAGUCUUCAAUAUAGUAUUUUAUUAAAAUUGUAUUACUCUUCUUAGACAAGAUACUGUUAUGGUUUCAAAAGGUACUGCUCUUUAGAUGAUCAGUUUUGCGUUUAAAGCCUAACUUAUUAUUCUAUCCUCUAAUAAUUGUGUCAACUUAAAACUACUGUUUUGUUAUUUAAAAAGUUGUCUUAUUUUAUUGCUAAAAGCAU